AUGCCAAUAUCCCCGGUGGACAAAGGCACUACUACUGAGGCAGAAGGCUCCGCACCGCCACUGGAGCGGUGCGCAAACAAUUGUCGACCUCUCAAAGACACACCUCUGCCAUGGGGUCAGCUGUCUAUUAUUUGCGUCGUCCUGCUCACGGAGAGCAUUUGCUGGAGCGUGUUGCUUCCUUUUAUGCCCUCCUUUAUUGCGUAUAUUAAGGGUUGGGACGUUGACAGCUCUGGCUAUGCGUCAGGUUUUCCUGUUGGCCUCUUUAUGCUGGGACAGGUUGUGAGUGGCAAACUAUGGGGCAUGCUCAGUAACAUGAUCGGCCGCAAGGUGACCAUCGUUCUUGGUGUAUCUGGCUGUGCUAUUUGCAUGUUCUUUUUUGGACUUAGCGGCAGCCUGUUGGCCAUGUGCUUUUGGCGCUUCAUGCAUGGCUUGUUGGGCGGUUGCUCGAUUGUUGCCAAGACGAUGAUCAGUGACUUGACCGAUACGACGAAUCGAGCGAAGGGACUGGCGCUCGUCAGUCUAACGUGGGGCGUCGGAACCCUGAUAGGUUCAGCUGUCGGUGGCGUUCUCUACAACCCUGCUUCCAGUUCAGCACUAGCCUUAUUGCAUAUUUCUUCAACUAGCUUCGUUGGCAGCCACCCCGCCUUUCUUCCCAGUGCUGUUGUGGCAGCAUACAGCUUUUUUGCAGUGGUAAUCUGUGUCAUGUGCUUGCAGGAGAGCUACAGGGAUGCUCGGCCGCUACGCGACGUGCUGCCGCCGUUCAUUGUGAAAUUUAUGGCCCCUGUGCUGAGGUUUGUGCAGCCGCGACUGCCGUGCGACUGCAACGCAACCGAUGUAACGGCCAUGUGCGCGGACGACCACAAUGAAACCAGCAGCAGUGCACCCCAGAAGCCGCCUCCCACAGCUGCACGUCCUACGCCGGCUUCUCCUACGCCACAUACCCCCUUCGGCUUCAAGCAAGCCUUUUUGAACCCGCUGCUGCGGCGUGUCUGCAUCAUCUCGAUGCUCAUCGCAACAUCGGACAUGAUGUUCACAGAGAUUUUCCCGCUCUGGGUGGCAUCCGACGUUCGGAACGGUGGCCUACAUCUGUCGCCGUUCCAGAUAUCGAUCCUGGUACUGAUGAACGCCGCUCCUUCAGUGCUCGCAAACGUCGUCUUUGCCCCGGUGAUCCAGUAUGCGGGGGGUCCUGUGCGGUUGUGUAUUGCCGCUCAGCUCAUGUACGCCUUUUUUACGGCCAUGGUACCGACGGCCAGCUCCCUCGGCAAGAGGACUCGCUUCUGGUACACAAUGGUCUUUGGUAUGCUACGCAAGGCAAUGGAGGCCUGGAACUAUGCACUCACCAUGGUCAUGGUGUCACUUACAGCACCGCAAGGCAUGGUGGCCAUCAUGUUCGGUAUUCAGCAAUCGCUAGUGUGCUUGGUUCGCUGUGUGGUGCCUUUAAUAUUUGCCCCGGUCUUCGCGUGGUCGAUUGCGAAACCGCAUCCUUUUCCCUUCAAUCAUUAUUUAGUGUUUCUUCUGAGCGUCAUUCCGCUAGUAAUUGGUGCCUACAUCGCCACCCACGUCUACGUUCUGUCCUCUUACAGUGGUGACGGAGAGGAGGAGGAGGAGGAGGAACUCGAGGACUCAUCGGAUAGGGUCGGCGUCGGCAACGGGGGGCAGAACUCUAGACUUAACUCGGCAUGCGGAUCCUUGUGCUCAAUUUACAGUCUCUUCGGAUCCGUCUCUUGCGACGUCCCGGCGCGCGAAUCUCUCCUUCGCAACUCCGCCGCGAACUCGCUUGUGACACUCUCUAGUCCAGCGAUGACGCAGCACACCAUAUUUGAAUUUCCGACUGGUUCUCCCCUACUGAUGGCCGUCGAGGACGCCGCAAGUGCUGCAAGAAUGCAGCCUGACGAGGCUGGCGACUCCCGUGAUAACUCUAGCCAAGAGGGCGACGAAGUGGACAACAAUACCGAAUACGCAUCUCUUGCAGACGAAAUGGCGGUGAUACCAGUAGUCCCUCGAGAUGGCGUGCUUGAACAAGAGGAUAUCCGUAUUGCUCAGCGCAGUACACUGCUAGAGAACGAGGAGCUCCCCGCUUAG
Leishmania braziliensis MHOM/BR/75/M2904 is the source of this 2082-nucleotide messenger RNA. Its product is annotated as transporter-like protein. The record is from RefSeq and is a predicted model, not a curated record. Bases 1 to 2082 code for a protein of 693 amino acids. The transcript has a single exon. Gene Ontology annotation, molecular function: transmembrane transporter activity. NCBI's taxonomy places the organism in Eukaryota, Euglenozoa, Kinetoplastea, Trypanosomatida, Trypanosomatidae. Gene Ontology annotation, biological process: transmembrane transport.